AUGUACCACCUCGCCAAAGGCCUGUAUCUGUAUGCGACAAGCAAAGAAGAAUACUCGGUCAUUCUGCUAGGUCUCGACAAUGCCGGCAAAACCACAUUCCACGAGCAGGUCAAAUCCAUGUACCUCCCCAACGGGCCCGAACCAAAACUCAAAACCGUGCCCACUGUCGGCCAAAAUGUCUCUACAAUAACCCUACCGGAUAUGUAUCUAAAAUUAUGGGAUGUCGGCGGCCAGCUGUCCCUUCGCAACCUCUGGCAAAGCUACUACGCGAGCUGUCACGCGAUAGUCUUCAUCAUCGACAGCACAGACAUCGGCGACGGCUCGCUCGAGGACGAUGACAACGGCCGGCUGGAAGAAUGUAGACUCGUGCUGGAAGAUGUUUUGCAGCAUUCAGAGACAGAGGGCGUGCCGCUGCUGAUUCUUGCGAAUAAGCAGGAUAGAGAGGAUUGCGUGGAGACGAUCCGUAUCAAGGAAGGGUUGGUGAAGAAGGUUAUGGAGGGUGAUAAGGCUAGCAGUAUUCGUGAUUCAAGGGUAUUGUCGUUGAGCGCGUUGACGGGAGACGGCGUGAGAGAGGCAGUGGACUGGGUGAGGACAAGGGUGCAGUGGAAUAAGGAGUCGAGACCACCGGUCAUGAGGUGA
Pochonia chlamydosporia 170 is the source of this 639-nucleotide messenger RNA. RefSeq names its product ADP-ribosylation factor family protein. Gene Ontology annotation, cellular component: Golgi apparatus. Lineage: Eukaryota; Fungi; Ascomycota; Sordariomycetes; Hypocreales; Clavicipitaceae. Gene Ontology annotation, biological process: Golgi to plasma membrane protein transport; intracellular protein transport; protein localization to organelle. The transcript is spliced from 2 exons. The record is from RefSeq and is a predicted model, not a curated record. The coding region runs from base 1 to 639 and encodes 212 amino acids. Gene Ontology annotation, molecular function: GTPase activity; GTP binding.